UGAUUUGGGGAGUGAGAAAGAAAAAAAAAAACAGAGGGAGUGCAUGACAUUCUUAGUGCAUCUGAGCAAAAUAAGCAGUCAGCGAGUAAGCAUGUAGAACAGAAAGUGGAAGGAGAUCAGUGAAAGAGAGCACAGGAAAGAAUCACAGAAUUUAUUAUUGGAGUAAAAAAUAUGGGAAGGAACGAAAAGUAAGUAAGAGACAGAGGAAAAUUAAGAGAUAGCAUCCAACCAGGAACGUAAUCUUGGCUUGCUGUGAAGUGUCGGGAAGGAUGGAGAGAAGAAUGGAAGGAAGGUGGAUAAGAUUAAGCAACGGAGAACAAGAAAUCAAACCAUAAAGGCAAGAGUGAUGACCGAAUUUGGAAAAGAAGAAGCAAAACUAGGAAGAGAGACAACAAUUAAUCAUAUCUUGGACCUGCAAACACAAGUAUCACUCGCUGGCGUCCCCAGAAGGGGGCACAGAAGCGUGUGAAUGUGGGAGAAUCAGGUGGUGUGGUGGGACAGCUAGGAUCCCUUCUUGAUGAGUGACACUCUCUCACACACACCCUCCCAGACACAAACACGAGCUCCCUCAAAGAGGAUCCAAUGCAGCUGCGAGAUCCAAGCGCUUCUGAGGAUAAGAAGAUGGAUCCUGUUCAGAAGGCAGUGAUCAACCACACCUUUGGAGUCCCACUGGUGAAGACCAAACGGCCAAUCAUUUCCUGUAAUGUCUGCCAGAUCCGUUUCAACUCGGAGAGUCAGGCCGAAGCCCACUACAAGGGGAACCGUCAUGCUAGGAGAGUCAAAGGCAUUGAGACCUCCAAGAGUCGCCCACAAGAGAGUGACAAACCUCCUUCCGGGCCCGUCUCAUCCCCUUCACCAACGGGACCCUUACUGGCCAUCUCAGAUACUGACCCCAGCAAAACUGAUGAGAUGCGGCCAGCGCCACAGUUAAAUGGACCCACGGUCGCCCCAGGGCCCAUGGCUAUUUCUGCUCCCCCUACCCCAGAAUCCCCCGCUCCUUCUGCCUGUCCUCUUCUGCCCACUCCCACUACCCCUCAACCACCUCCAGCCACCUCCUCAUCUCCCGGCUGUGGCUCUUCUAACCCAGAGCAGGCUGGCACCGGGGCCCCUGGGGCACCAUCAGUCACUCCCAGCAACCCUGAGACUGAAGAGGACAAAGCCAAGAAACUGCUUUACUGCUCACUGUGCAAAGUGGCCGUCAAUUCGCUCUCCCAGUUGGAGGCUCACAAUAAAGGCACUAAACACAAAACCAUUCUGGAAGCCCGCAGCGGACUGGGCCCCAUUAAGGCAUACCCUCGUUUGGGACCGAAGCCCAGCGGUGAGCAGGGAGGCGGGGCCACAGACCCCAAUACUCAGGAACGCACCUUCCACUGUGAGAUCUGCAACGUGCGGGUCAACUCAGAACUGCAGCUCAAACAGCACAUAUCAAGUCGAAGGCACCGGGACGGAGUGGCAGGAAAGCCAAACCCCCUCUUGAGCCGACACAAGAAGCACAGGGGAGCUGACCUUGCGGAUCUCACCAAAGCAUUAGGCGCCGGCCUCCUGCCGAGUCCUUUGGCCGUUGCUGCUGCAAUGGCAGCAGCGGCCUCCUCCAAUCAGCUCGCUCUCCGCGCGGCAGCCCCCGGCCACCAUCCGCAUCAUCACCUCCUGCAGGGUCCACCCCUCAGCCACGCCAUCUUGAGACCAGCUCCGGGGCCCAUACGCACCUCACACGGGCCGAUCCUGUUCUCGCCGUACUGACUCCUCCCUCAUCCCCCCUUAGCCAAUCACAGCCAGUCCGGAGCCUCACCUCCAAAAGCACACUGUGAAGACGAAAAAAAUUGUAAAACACCACAGCAAUGACAAGAAUCGGCCCAUCAACAAUAACGUCAAUCAUCAAACCAAGCAGAAGGGGGCGCAGCCACAAAGGAGGGGGCGACUGGCGUUCCAACCCUCUUUCCAUCACCCACAACCGCCUCCUUCUUCUCCGUUUGUUCGGAUCGAGUGAUUUAUUCGUUGGUGGGUGAAUAAAUGAAUGCAGGGAUUGUUGGAAUAGAGCAAUAUCGUAUGCAGAGUGCAUCUGACGUCCUUGUUCCUUCCCUCUAUUUAUACUCAUACUGUGAGGUAGCAGCAGUCACAUGGUAGCCAGACUUGCUGGAAUCAGUUUCUAGACAUCCCAAAACACACAAAGACUACAGUUAAAUGUUGCUCUGAAUAAAUGCACCCUCAACCCUAUGCACCUUGAGGAACCUACAGAAACCAUCAGUAUGCUUCUCGUAGUAUUCGCUAUAUUCAAUUUGUCCUUUCUGGCUUUGGCAUCUUUGCAAGAGGAAAUCACCCCAAUCUCCGUCGCAGUUCCACCACGUCAAGACUCCGAGCAGGGGAUUGUGGGAAAGGUCUAAGGAAGCUGAAACUUUCCCAAUUCUGGCUUGAAUUGAAAAGCUUAGAUGGUGCCCGACUUACUACAGUCGCAUCUCCCUAGGGAAACAGAGGGAUUCAGAAGAGACACUCAAGAUUUCUUUUGUGUCACUUUUACAUCCAUUUGUGCUAGGAGCGGUUGACUGAAAAACCCCAGACCCCUUUCUUAAAUCUUAGAAAAUCAGUAGAUGUCUAUUUAUUCUAUUGAGUAGUGUAGUUUAGUUCCGAACAUAUUCCAAAGUGAAAUAUGUAUGUAGAGGAUGAUGCAACUGCUGAAAUAAGAUGGACGGGUAUUUUGAUUCUCAGAGAAAGGCAACAAACCUAAGCACACACUUGGAAUUACAGUACAUACAGGCUUCUCUGUUCAUUCUGUCUCUGUAUGUUCAGUGGACAUUAUGCAACCCCAAGCAAUACGGCCCCACUUCUUUCCGACUUCCACAUUCAGUCUCACGAGACGGCCUGCAUCCCGCAAGGACUGACAUAACAGGUCAGCCACUCCAGAGCGGACGGCCAUGUGAGUCUAGAAAAAUGAACAGAGAGAAGACGGAGAGGAGGUCACAGAGGACCCCGACUGUGCAAUCUCCCCUUUUUUUGGUAUGAACUUCCUGUCUUGAAUCUAAAGCCAUGCAAUGCAUAUUAUUUUUGUCCUUUUAUUAUGAUAAAUUCAUUGUUUUGA
Messenger RNA from Carassius carassius (crucian carp), 3073 nucleotides. Its product is annotated as zinc finger protein 385A-like. NCBI's taxonomy places the organism in Eukaryota, Metazoa, Chordata, Actinopteri, Cypriniformes, Cyprinidae. The coding region runs from base 583 to 1740 and encodes 385 amino acids. Gene Ontology annotation, cellular component: nucleus. The transcript is spliced from 7 exons. Gene Ontology annotation, molecular function: nucleic acid binding; zinc ion binding. The record is from RefSeq and is a predicted model, not a curated record.